AUGGCCCGCAUCCUCACGUCGGACACGACGGACCUGUCGCCGCACGAGUUGCCGGCGACGCGGAGCGGCAAGCCGGAGAAGGACGCGCGCGAGGACGUGCUGGGCGACGGCAGCAUCAAGAAGCAGCUCCUCUACGCGGGCACCAAGUCGAAGCGCAAGCCGCAGAAGGGCGACUACUGCCGCAUCCACUACAACUGCGAGCUGCCCAACGGCCGCGAGAUCGACAGCACGCGGGACCGGGGGCUGCCCCACCCCUUCACGCUCUACGGCAACGACAAGGUCAUCGAGGGCUGGAGCCACGCCGUCGCGACCAUGCAAAAGGGCGAGGUCGCGCGCUUCCACAUCGAAUCGGAGCGCGCCUACGGCCCCAAGGGCUUCACGUCCAAGGACAAGUCGACGGUGAUCCCCGCGCACGCGACGCUCGUCUACGACAUCGAGCUCGUGUCCUACACGAAGAACGACGACAUCACGGAGGAGAAGGACGGCACGGUCCGCAAGUCCGUGACGCGGCGCGCGAAGCACGACCACUACCCGAACAAGCGCUGCGACAUCGACUACUCCUACGACCUCGAGGUGCCCGGCGCGUCGAAGAGCGACCGGCUCCACGCGGGCCGCCUCACGGAGGACGAGGCGAGCGACCGCGAGGACGCGCCGCGGGGCCUGCGCUACGCCCUGGAGCAGAUGCCCGUCGGCCAGCACGCGACGAUCACGCUCGCGCCGGAGAAGGCCUUCGGCGCGACGGGCUCGAAGGCGCACGGCGUGCCCCCGGACAGCGAGGUCGUCUACCGGGUCACGCUCGUCGACUUCACGACGGAGCGCACGCCCUGGGACAGCGAGGACGCCGAGGAGCUGCUCGGCAUGGCCGAGGCGCGCAAGGCCGCGGGCAACGAGCAGUUCAAGCGCGGCGACGUGCCGCGCGCGUUCCAGCACUACAAGCGCGCGACGCACGCGACGGGCGUCAUCCUCCUGUCCUUCGACCACGAGCGCACGAAGGAGGGCGACGAGGCCGAGGAGAAGAUCACGAUCCACGCCGCGGACGGGCCCAAGCGGCGCGCGCGGCGCCUCGAGUGCUCCGUGAAGGCGAACAUGGCCGCGUGCCACGUGAAACUGGGCGAGUGGAAGAAGUGCAAGGAUAUUUGUUUGGAGAUCCUCGAGCACGAGGACCACAACGCCAAGGCCCACUACCGGCUGGGCAUCGCCUACGAGCACUUCCACGACCAGUGGGACCUCGCCGCGCUCGAGUUCAAGAAGUGCCUCGAGGACGACCCGAAGAACAGGGACGCGGCCGCGCGCCUCGCCCGCGUCGAGAAGAAGAUCAAGGGCCAGAACUCCAAGGACCGCAAGCGCGCGGGCUUCAUGUUCAGUAAGGCCGUGUAG
Messenger RNA from Aureococcus anophagefferens, 1377 nucleotides. RefSeq lists its product as hypothetical. Bases 1 to 1377 code for a protein of 458 amino acids. NCBI's taxonomy places the organism in Eukaryota, Pelagophyceae, Pelagomonadales, Pelagomonadaceae. The transcript has 4 exons. The record is from RefSeq and is a predicted model, not a curated record. Gene Ontology annotation, molecular function: protein binding; peptidyl-prolyl cis-trans isomerase activity.